Messenger RNA from Daphnia magna, 890 nucleotides. RefSeq lists its product as uncharacterized. The record is from RefSeq and is a predicted model, not a curated record. The coding region runs from base 84 to 629 and encodes 181 amino acids. The transcript is spliced from 2 exons. NCBI's taxonomy places the organism in Eukaryota, Metazoa, Arthropoda, Branchiopoda, Diplostraca, Daphniidae.
CUAGUAGCGUCAACGAUUGUCGGUCAAGUUUUAUUGAUUUGAUACUCGUAUUUCAGAAAAAAACAUCUUUUAGCUAGUGUAAAAUGGCAAGCUCGUCUCGAAGUGUACCCGAUGAUUUAGAUUCAACAGUCCUCAGACAUCAGGUUCAAAGAUAUUUUAAUGAAUUGAGCCAAGAAGGACCUCUUAAUAUGGAAUUUUUAAGUAUGAAGAGAAAACCAGCCAGUAGUGCUGUCGCUACAGCUAUGCGGACUUCUACAUUUGAUUCCCACCUCCCCAAGAAAAUGUGCUUUGAUUCUAGCGUUGCAGAAGAAAUUUCUGUUACAGCAGACUCUUCGUCUUUUGCAAGAAAAGGUGUAGCUGAUUCCUACAGUCAAUCAUAUAAUAAGCCAACAAAGGUAGACAUGACAGCUCAGUAUGAACAAAAACUUUCAGAGAAGCAGGCAAAAGUUCUUGAAUUGCAACAGAAAAUUAUUCAGACAGAAAUGAAAUUUAAUACUUUACUGACAACAAAGGAUCAACUUGAUCAUGAUCUAUCAAACUUAAAAGAUACUUGUAGGACAAAAAUCAAGCACUAUGAAGAUAAAAUUGAAAACCUUCAGGUAAGCCCACUGCAUUUUGUCAAAUUUUAAAUACAACAACUUUAAAGACAACUGUAGCUGAAUAAAUACAAUAAGACGGUUAUGAAAACAAGUUCCUUUUGGCUGCACGUUCGUAUCUGGUUCUGUUUACUACAGAAAGGGCAGAAGAAUUUUUAAUCGACAAGUCAUCAUCACAUUUAUCUCCCUUCUCACAAUUUUUCUUUCGUGUAACUUUAACACAAUAAUUUUCUUUGUUUUCAUCAUCUAUGCAUAUAUCUUGGUUGCCCUUACUUUUCACUUUCCUUGGUUUAU